AUGAAAUUAUCACAAAUUAAUUGUACAGUUCAUACUGAUGAACCAUUUAUUUUAUUUUGUAAAAAAUGUAAUACUUUGGUUUGUUCAGAGUGUAUGUGUAGUACUCAUCAACAACACACCACAAUCUCUAUAAAAACACAUUUACAAGAGAGAAAAGAAUCUAUCGAUACCACAACAAAGAAGCUAGCGGUAUUCGAUAAUCUAAAGUGGUUCGCUGAGCAACAUGCUCAUGUCACUGAGAAUGAAUCGAAAUCACUGUUGAUUUUCGAUGAACUCACCAAGUUGAUCAAUAACUACAAGUUCAAAUACGAAACCAAUAUCAAAAGACAAAAGAAUCUCCUCGAAGACUACGCCAAAGUCCAAUACUCCUACUUGGAGCAACUGAAUCAAGUUUCACUGUCUGCCACCACCAACGAAGUCAAUUCAGAAACAGCUAAAGUGUCCAUCGGUGACAUCCACACUCUAUCGAAAUCGUUACAACAGAAUAUUGAAAUAUCCAAGUUUGUUUUGGAUAUUAGAAAUUCCGCUAUGUUGGAGGAGCUUCUCGUUGCCACUGCCAUCAAAGGAUACAAACCAUCGAUAUCUCUCACCAUCGAACAAAUGCUCGCCAUUGUCGAGUCAAUCGAUCCAAGCUCACCACCAUUCAGUAAAGCCUACGAUGUAAAUUGUGAAACCACAGUAGAUGUAUCAUCCGAUUACAUUAGCCAAUUCUCCAACUUAUUAAAAGAGUCGGUAAAGUUAAAAUCCGAUAACUUUAUUUCUCCACAUUCUUCAUCUACUUCCAUUUUAUCAGAGGUUUUAGCUCCCGAUAGAAUCGCCGCUAAACCACUUACUAAACUCUAUUGUGUACAAGCAAAUAAGAUUGUCGGUUCCGGUGCAGGCAAUCCAAGAUCAAUAGCAGUUAUAGACCUGGAGGUGAACAAGAUCAAUAUGGAAUGGGCAUUUUUCAGUCGCUCCAAAGCCUAUAGCUCUGCUCCUAUCCUUUUGAAUAACAAGUUCUAUACGCUAGGCGGUGAUAUAAUGGAAAAAUCUACAUUUGAGGUGUAUAAUAUCAAUACAAAGUCUUCUACUAUCCACAACCUAGGAAAAGUUGUUGGUUCUAAUUUGGCUUGUGAUUCCGAUGGUCAACGUCAUAUCUACAUAACCAAUUCCGAUCGUGGAAAGUACGAAGAGUUCAUAAGAGAUUCCUACGAUGAUCUUGACAGUAGUUACCACACUGGCCACAAAGUUAUCAGUGGAACCGAAGCCGAUUUAACCAUUGAACGAUUAGAUGUUGUAACCGGUGAAUUCAAGGUGGUUGGAAAUUUAAAGGAGAAAUCGGGUCUGAUCUAUACGCAUUUGAUUUACUCUGCCAAGUACAAUUCACUGAUAAUCUUCAACAAUAAGAAAAUCCACAAACUCGAUCUCUCAAAGUCAUCGUUGGGCUACCAAAAUGUUUCAGUCGAAAUUGGUUCAACUUUGGCGAUCUACGAAAGUGCCAAGCUUAGUUUAGUCUACGAUGGAGACGAUAAGAUCUAUUUCAAUUCGAUUGGAGAUCGUAAUUUCUGUGUUCUCAAUAUCAGUGAUAACAGUCUCACCGCACUACCACAGCACUCCGAGGCAAUUCGAGCACUUGCCUACGAUAAGUACACCAACCAGAUUAUCAUAGCGAUAUCCUAUAGACAACCACACAAGCUUGGAUACUACAACUGCAAUACCAACAAGGUAGAAGUAUCCAAUCGUCAAUUAGAAAUACCAUCAAAUAUAUUCUUUCAUUCAUUGAUUGUAGCUGAAAAAUAG
Messenger RNA from Heterostelium album PN500, 1779 nucleotides. Its product is annotated as B-box zinc finger protein. Bases 1 to 1779 code for a protein of 592 amino acids. Lineage: Eukaryota; Evosea; Eumycetozoa; Acytosteliales; Acytosteliaceae. The transcript has a single exon. The record is from RefSeq and is a predicted model, not a curated record. Gene Ontology annotation, molecular function: zinc ion binding.